AACUUUUUUUUCUUCUUCGUCGUCUCCUCCUUCGUCUCCCUCGGCUUCUUCCCCUUCUGCGCCGAUCUCAGAGUGGGUUCUUUGCCCAAUCUUGACGGUAGCCGCGUGCUUUCUGGAGAUAUUUCUCUUUAUCUCCCUGCCGUUGUAAUUUUUGGGUCCUGUGAACAGAGAAACUGACACUGGGUACUUGAAUUGCUUAGGGAGGCCACUGGGUUCGAGCGGGGUGGGUGUAGGGUUUAGCGUCCAUUUCGUCCGCCAGGCUGCCCUGAAGCUUUGAUUUGUGCCGGUGGAACUGUGAUUUGGUGCGAGUUUUCGUUAGGGUUUUUGAAUUCGAGAUGGAGAGCCGCGCUUUGAUGAUGGAGGUGGCGUCGGGUGCGCGCGCGGUCAGGCUCAGGGCUUCCUCCGCUCUGGCCUCGUGUUCGAGCUUCAGCUCAUCCUUUGCAUUGUUGACGGCCAGACACUUCUGCAAGCAAACACCACGUAUCUCACCAUUGAGGGGUACGGUUAAGGUUGUGGGAAAUUUGGGUCAAGCCUCGGAGGGUGUCAGGAGGAGCACAUUUGGCCGAGGAUCAGUCUUUUCAUGUAGAAGUCGACCGGAAUUUCGGGGUCAAGCUACCAAACAAACCUUUUCUUCGUUUGACGAUAUGCUCGAGAAUUCUAAAGUGCCAAUGCUGGUGGAUUUCUACGCAACUUGGUGCGGACCUUGUCAGAUGAUGGUGCCGAUUCUGAGUGAAGUCAGCAAUAUCAUGCAAGAUAAACUUCGCGUUGUGAAGAUUGACACCGAAAAAUACCCUGAACUUGCCUCCCGUUUCAACAUCCGUGCACUGCCCACAAUGGUGCUUUUUAAAGGCGGAAAAGUUGCUGAUAGAAUUGAAGGUGCUUUAAGAGCUGAAGACAUUAUCGAUCGCAUCAGUAAAGUUCUAUGAUCGCACAAGCUGAUUAUCAACAUAUUCUGUUUCUUCUGAACAUUUAUAUUUCCUCAGCAGCUACAUAGUAGCGUCAUACAUGAAUGUCGUGGUGUCCAAUUUGUGGUGCUUGCUUGACUGCACAAAACUCACAAGGACAUUCGGGCAUGUGGACGCUAGCGCCUAGUUAUAUGAUGGAAAUCUAGUAGAUCUAGACACGGGAGAUACCAUGCAAGUAGUCAUUGCCUCGUUUCUUCAUGAAAUGAAACGGGUAGCUCAUUUCAGUAGAUAAGUGCAUUCUUCUCUCUUCAUUACAAGAUAUCUGGAAUUUGAAGCGCCCUCACCACAGCUUUGGUUUGGUUUGUGGAUUAGGUGAAACUCUUCUAUCUCAAUUCUCACGGAAACGUACUCCAUUACUAAUUCAACUUGGACGCAGUGAUUUAACACCAGAAGUGGGCAAACAAAUUUUCAAAGAUCCCAAGAAUUCGUUGCGACUCCUACUGCAUUUGCUAGGACAAGACUUCGCGCUGCACACUCCAAGCUUGUGCAGAUUCUGUCGUAGUGAUAUGAGGAUAUUCCUGUCCAUUCUGGCGUGUGAAACUGUGGACGAACUGGAACAACCCCGCUAUUCAAGUUUCACUAAACAUAGAUGAAGAUACGAUGUGCCAUUGAAAUAUGCAGCCAGCGGUCAUACGGAGCUGAGAAACGCAGACUCAGUUCACAAUCAGGUGCCCCCUUCAAGCAGAGCCUCACUUCAGAACAUAUAGCUUUGUACACCAUCUCAUCCAUGGAGUUCUGUAUCACAUACGAACAGACGGUGAAUGAGGUCGCAUUUAAGAUAGUGAUUGUUUGACAAGACUUACACUCACGUUAGUAGCAAUAAUUGAAAGAAAUAAUUUCUUCUAUGAAGAUUUAAGCCCUAAAUGACCUAGGUCCAAACUGGUUCGGCGGUAUCACUCUUAGAAUCGGACUUUAUUCACAAGUUUUUAGAAUGGGACUUUUUCACAGGUUCUCAUCCAUGCAGAUACCAGUCUUGGUGCUGUUUAGCCUGCUGCCCACAGGCAAUGGACUAGGUAGCACCCAAAACAAUACAAAUAAUGUGAGAUUUGGGUUCAUGACAAGCAUUUGGGAAGGUUGGUGCCAACGGUUAUAAAUUCCGUUAGCAAAAUGUAAGUUUUGAGUUUGACUCCAAUUAUUUACAUGGUAGACCA
This is a messenger RNA of Physcomitrium patens, 2116 nucleotides long. RefSeq lists its product as uncharacterized. Gene Ontology annotation, cellular component: cytoplasm. Lineage: Eukaryota; Viridiplantae; Streptophyta; Bryopsida; Funariales; Funariaceae. Gene Ontology annotation, molecular function: protein-disulfide reductase activity. The record is from RefSeq and is a predicted model, not a curated record.